This is a messenger RNA of Hippopotamus amphibius kiboko, 2829 nucleotides long. RefSeq names its product ER membrane associated RNA degradation (gene ERMARD). NCBI's taxonomy places the organism in Eukaryota, Metazoa, Chordata, Mammalia, Artiodactyla, Hippopotamidae. The record is from RefSeq and is a predicted model, not a curated record. Bases 827 to 2827 code for a protein of 666 amino acids. The transcript has 19 exons.
UCGGGGCAGCAGUUUCCUCUGAGCGCGCUUGAGCGCGGCCCUCGGCGUGCGGCACCGGAAGCGCCGUCCGGCUCGCAGCCGCUGUCGCGGCGGGGGAGGACGGCCGCGCCCGCCCCACCCUCGUGCUCCCCGGCGCCGCCCGACCCCGCGUUGUUCUCGGGGCCCAGGGUCGCGGCUGACGUCCGCGGGGCCGUGGUGUGGAGGCUCUGCGGCCGCGGCAGGCACGGCCCGCAGCCGUUCCCCGGCCGGGGCCGUGCCCGCAGGACGCGCCGUGCUUGUCGACUGUGUCCUGACUGGCCUUCGACCUGAAGGACGUUUUCUCUAGGUGGCCCCUCGGCCGUGUGGGAACCGGGCGGUGAGACUCGCCGCCGGCUCGCACUGGCAAAUUAGAACUGUAUUCGGCAUUUUCAGGCCAUUUUGAUAACGUAAAACUAAAUCGCAAGGGUCUCACUCACUGACCUUAGCUUGGAUUCAAGGGGGCUGCCUCCCAAUGAGGAUCACUUGCCUUCCUCUCUCCGGGAAUUCGGUGUCAGCCAGCCGUCCGCAGUUUUAGCAAUAGCCGCUGCCUUCUGAGGACGGUGCGCUAGGUGCUUUUCAGGGUCUGUGCUGUGUCCUGGGGAUACAACCUUAUAUAAGAUUCGGUCUCUGUGCUCUAAGAUCUUACUGUCUGGUUGAGUCUGAGGGACAACUGUGUUGAUCUGGAGUCUACAACCAAAAGAGACUCUUCUUACGACUUCAGUUGCCAAAUCCAGGGCCCACUUUAGUAGUGGAGCAGAUAUUAAUAGAGGAUCCUAUUACCACAUGUCUUUCUCCUUUGGUGUAUGAUAUGAUCUGUAAACUUGGGUUUGAAGUCAGAGAAAAUUGCGACAUCAGUAGUAUUGUAACUGAAAACGGUGAUGUGUGCUGGAAGACAAUUACAGACUGUGUGGUUUAUACAGAAUCAGCCCAGGGUCUGGAUUACGGGGAAAGCGUGAGGCUGCUGGGCCCUGUGUGUGAGGCCGUCCACUUACAUCUGUCAUCUCUGUCCAAGGGGCAGUUUGAAAUGCGAUAUGCACCGGGGCUCCAGUGGACAGGUGUUCCAGAGUUAUUUCCUGAAAUAUUUGAUGCCUUGGAAAGUCUUCAAUCGCCUGCUAUUUCUCUUAGCUUAAUGAAGCUGACUUCAUGUCUGGAGCGAGCCCUGGGUGACGUGUAUUUACUGAUUGGGAAGGAAUGCCCCUUUCUUUUAAGAGAUCUACUUGCGUCUGAGGAGCUCGCUCAAGUCUUUGGGCAGCCUGUGAUGGAUGUGCUCAAGGUCUUCGUGGGCUCUCCAUGUGGACUCAACCUUCGCAACGUCCUGUGGCACGGCUUCGCGGCACCUCCGGAGAUUCCUCCAAAAUACUGUUCGAUGAUGCUAUUGUUGACAGCAGGACUGGGUCAGCUACUAAAGGGUUACCUUCAACAAGCUGAGUUUGCAUUGGCACAUCGACCUUUCGUGACUCUUACAGGCUUGGAGGAUUUGAUUGCUUUCCCUGAUGUUACUUAUGAGGUACUUUCAGUAUUAGAAGACGUGAUGAAGAAAUCCACUUUUAUACUAAAAAUCAUGUUGCCAUAUUGGGAAGUUGCAUUCGUCAAGUUCAAGUCUCACAGGUUUGCUGACUGUGUCAUAUUGUUAUUGGUGCAGCUAGAGACUGGACUUAGGAAAGUUUUUGCCACAGUUAACAAGUGUCCAAAGAGACUUCUUACUGCAGAGUCAACAGCUCUUUAUACUACCUUCGACGAAAUAUUGGCAAAACACUUGAAUGAUGGUAAAAUCAAUCAACUUCCUCUUUUCCUUGGAGAGCCUGCCAUGGAAUUUCUCUGGGAUUUCCUGAACCAUCAGGAGGGUCCCCGUCUAAGAGAUCGUUUAAGCCAUGGGGAAAUCAGUUUACCUGAAUUUCCAAAAGAAGCAGCCAAUCAGUUGCUUGCAUUUUCCUUUGUGCUUUUACUCAGAUUUAUUGAUGAAGAUCUAUUAUCAAUGUUUAAGGAGAAGGCAGCAGUGAGAGCGUUGAUUUGUCUGGCGGAAGCCUACGCCACUCGCUGCCAUCCAGUCGCUCAGCUUAGAAAGCAGAGCAGUUGUGCGUCGCCCUGCCAGGUGCUGAGCUGUGAGAGGAGCGUUGCGGUGUGGCCGCGGCUGCCUUUGCCCGAAGGAGCUGAAGAGGAGGCCGAGCGAUCAGAAGGUAAUUCUGAAGUAAAUGCCUGCAACUCUUUAAUCGCAGAAACUGUGGCCGAGCUGUGUCGCCACGUGCCCGAGACCCGCUGCGUUGCCCGCGACGCGGAGUGCCUUCCUCCGGGGAAGCGGCCCCCGCUGCUCCGUGAGCUCUGCUGCAUCCCUGUCCCGACCCUGUUCUGCCCCAGAGCCGUCCUGGAGGUGCUGGCUGUGCUCCGGAGGAUCGGCACCCACUGCCGCCGCGUGUGUGACCAGGUGGCCGCCUGCGCGGAGCUGAGGCGCCGGCAGUGGGAGGACAGGAGCCUGCGCUCCCGGCAGAGGCGCAAUUACCUGCGCCUGGUCCACAGUAUUAAGCUUCUGUCUCCUAUGCUUUACCUGAUUUUAUUGCUGAUUGCACUGGAAUUGGUCAACAUUCAUAUGGUUCUUGGGAAAAAUACUUCAGAAUAUCAGCAGUAUCUAAGGUUCUUAAAGUCUGUCUUGCAAUACACAGAGAACCUGGCAGCUUACACCAGACAAGACAAGAACAAGUGGGAUGAAGCUGUCAAUCUCACACACGCGGCUUUGUUGAAAAUUUGGACUUUUAGUGAGAAGAAACAGAUGUUAAUACAUUUAGCCAAGAAAUCCACAAAUAAAGUAGUCUAAUA